AUGGGCUCUCUCCCCGUGCUGGCGCCGUCGCGGCUCUUCGAGCCGCUCAAGAUCGGCAAUGUCACCCUGCAGCACCGGCUGGUGAUGGCGCCGCUGACGCGGUUCCGCGCGGACGACGCGCACGUGAUCCUGCCGAUCGCGACCACGCACUACAGUCAGCGGGCCUGCGUGCCGGGCACGCUGCUGAUCACCGAGGCGACCUUCAUCUCGCACCGGGCCGGGGGAUACAUGAACGUGCCCGGGAUCUACACUGACGAGCAGAUCGCGGCGUGGCGGCGCGUCGUCGACGCCGUCCACGCCAAGGGCUCCUACGUCUACCUGCAGCUGUGGGCGCUGGGCCGCACGGCCGACCCGGCCAUCGCGGCGAGCAAGGGCAUCGAGAUCGUGUCGUCGUCACCCACGCCCGUGAACCCCGGGAGCAGCCCCGUGCCGCGCGAGAUCCGCCGCGACGAGAUCGCCGGCUGGGUCGACGACUACGUGCAGGCGGCGCGCAACGCGGUGGAGAAGGCCGGCUUCGACGGCGUCGAGAUCCACGCCGCCAACGGCUACCUGAUCGACCAGUUCACGCAGGACGUGUGCAACACGCGCACCGACGAGUACGGCGGCAGCAUCGAGAACCGGAGCCGCUUCGGGCUCGAGGUGGCGCGCGGCGUCGUGGCCGCCGUCGGCGCCCACCGCGUCGGCAUCCGCCUCAGCCCCUUCAGCACCUUCCAGGGCAUGAAGAUGCGCGAGCCGCUGCCGCAGUUCCGCCACUUCAUGGACGGCCUCAAGGACCUCAACCUCGCCUACAUGCACCUCGUCGAGGCCCGCAUCUCGGGCAAUGCCGACGUUGAGACCACCGAGACAAUCAGCCCCCUGGUCACCCAUUGGGGUCACGCCUCCCCGCUGCUGCUCGCCGGUGGCUUCACCCCGGCCAGCGCCCGCCGCGCCGUCGAUGAAGAUUACAAGGAUCUGGAUGUCGCCAUUGUCUUCGGUCGGCAUUUUAUCUCCACGCCUGACCUGGUGUUCCGAAUCGCAAACAACAUUGACCUGAGCCCGUACAACCGAGAUACCUUCUACACUCCCAAAUCAGAAGUGGGCUACAUCGACUACCCUUUCAGCAAGGAGUUUGAAGAAGCACAAAGCAGGCUCUAG
Messenger RNA from Fonsecaea erecta, 1134 nucleotides. RefSeq lists its product as hypothetical. The record is from RefSeq and is a predicted model, not a curated record. The coding region runs from base 1 to 1134 and encodes 377 amino acids. The transcript has a single exon. Lineage: Eukaryota; Fungi; Ascomycota; Eurotiomycetes; Chaetothyriales; Herpotrichiellaceae. Gene Ontology annotation, molecular function: FMN binding; NADPH dehydrogenase activity.